Colletotrichum truncatum is the source of this 1368-nucleotide messenger RNA. RefSeq lists its product as uncharacterized. Gene Ontology annotation, molecular function: DNA-binding transcription factor activity; transcription cis-regulatory region binding. Gene Ontology annotation, biological process: positive regulation of transcription by RNA polymerase II. NCBI's taxonomy places the organism in Eukaryota, Fungi, Ascomycota, Sordariomycetes, Glomerellales, Glomerellaceae. The record is from RefSeq and is a predicted model, not a curated record. Gene Ontology annotation, cellular component: nucleus.
AUGAUGGCUAUGACAUCGACCAUCCAAAAACUAGAUAUAUCCCUGUCCGGAGAAGACAAUCAAGCUGUUCGCUGCCUAAUUCGAAGCUCGCAGCUGAGAUUUACGGCAAUCAACGAUUCUGGCAUCCCGUUCUUGACCGAAUUGCUGCCACUGGCAACUCAAUUCGCCACAAUUAAGAAUGCGCUACUUGCUCUGGCAAAGGUGCUCCGUACGGACAGUUCACGUCGGUCGGUAUCAUCCUCCUCGGCCGUGGCACUCGAGAGCUACCACAUCGCCUUAAAGACUCUGCGAGAAAGAAUAGCAAUCCUUGACGUCUCUGAAGCAUCAGAUGCAGACGUGCUCGAGGUUUUGGGUGCGGCUCUCCUCCUCACCAUCGCCGGAUUUCCGGGAUCUAGCCAGGACAGCACUGCCUGGUCCCACCACAUUGUUGGCCUCAUUACUCUCAUCGAAUCCCUUGGCCCCAGUGCCAUUGACGCCACCGUUCUCGGUACUUUGGUCAAAGAAAUUGUUGCAUAUUUGGAUAUCUCAGCUUUUUCUCUUGGCCGGCCACCAAAAUCUCGGAACGCCUGGCUGAGGUGGCACAUACACCCUCCCGAAACGCCUCCGACCGAUGAUUUCACAUCCUUGGAGGUGGCUGUGGGCUACCCACGAUCUCUCCUAACAAUUAUUGCGACUUUGUCUGCUAUAUUUGACGGCCCUGAUGAGGAUACGAUGCCCAUUCUAUCUGAUCUACUCGAAAGACUAUAUUCAAACAGCACAGGUGGCCUUUGCCAGCCAAUUUGGCCCGCGGGCUCUGAGUUGAGCCACGAAGACGGCAUCGGGAUGUCUCCUGGGGUAUUCAACAAGCUGGAUGCUGCACUGACGCUCUGGAAUCCUCCAUACAUACCUAAAAGACUUCCUGAAAUGGUGUCAAUUGCUUUGGCAGGCGCGUGGGAAAUCAUGCGGAAGGCCGCGCUUUUGUAUCUUUGGCGUGGGGGUUUCAGAGCGAAUAUUCUUGCCCCUCUUCCCGCCGAGAAGACCGUUCUCGUAUCAAAGCUUAUACGUGAGAUGCUUUUCGGUUACCGGGCACUGCUUACGUAUUUGGAGAAUGACAGCAUUACAAUCCUGAACGUGAUGACCUGGCCACUUGUAGUGGUAGGUAACGAGUGUGGCGGCGACCAUCGAACACAGCACGAAGUCAGUCAACUUAUAUCGCUCAUUCAAGAAAGUUUUCAGAUACAGCACUUGAGUCAUGUUUCCAAUGUGUUGGAAGAGCUGUGGCGGAGACAUGAAGCUCAAUCAGAGUCGUUUAUGACUACGGGUCAAGCUCAGCACCUCUGCCUCAAUGACGUGAGUAACGAUAUGGGAGUCUGUGUACCACUCUUUUAG